AUGUGUUUCUUAUCAAAAUAUUUUCACUUGAAGGAUUUACAUGAUAUUGGAUUUGAAGGUAAACGUUCUGCAAUUAACAGAGCUAGGAGACUAAGAAAAGUUGGUAAUAAAAUUCCACCACCGUUUCCGAAUGGAUGGUUCUCAAUCAUUGAAUCAAAUCAGAUUCAACCAGGAACAGCGAAUAAUGUGAAUUGUCUUGGUGAAAAUUUUGUUGUUUUUCGCUCGUUAAAGUCUAAAGAAGUGUUUGUGCUUGACGCUUACUGUCCACACAUGGGUGCUAAUCUUGGAGUUGGUGGGAUGGUCGAUGGAGAUUGCAUUGAAUGUCCAUUCCAUCAAUGGAAGUUUAGAGGCUCUGAUGGAGCGUGCGUCAAUAUCCCUUACAGCGACAGUUUAUCUGAGAUCGAGAAAUCAGCGAGAAUAAAAAAGUGGAAGUCUCGAGAAGUGAAUGGUUUGAUUUUCGUUUGGCAUCACGCAGAAGGGGAAGAACCAUGGGAAAUACCAGUGAUCCACGAAAUAGACAACAAUGAAUGGGUCUUUCAUGGAAAGAAUGAAUGGAGUUCAGGAGAAGAAAACAAACACGUCGCAUCAAUUGCGAUGACACAUUCGGUUAAGUUUUGGAAGUAUGAGUUUGUGAAAGUUAAUGUGACAGUGAAGCAAGUUGGACCUGGAUAUGUUUUGUUGUUCUUACAAUCGUCAUUUGGACCUUUGGUUGCUUUACAAACUGUGACACCAGUUGAACCUUUGGUGCAAAGACUUUCUCAUUAUUUUUACGGUCCCCGAUACUUGGCGUGGUUCAUUAAAUUCUCUCUCAUUUGUGAAACUAUUAACGUUGCGAGAGAUGUUAUGGUAUGGAAUCAUAAACAAUAUGUCAGCAAUCCUUUAAUUGCCAAGGAAGAAAAACCAAUCAAAUUAUUCAGAAAUUGGUUUGGACAAUUUUACUCUGAAAACAGCAAAACUUUUGCUGACUCAAACAAUAAUUUAACAUGGUGAAGAUUUCUUAUAAACAGAAUUUAAAGUAGGAAGAGAUUUAAUUAUAAUUGAAGAAGACUUCACUAAUUCAUCGAUAA
This is a messenger RNA of Clunio marinus, 1067 nucleotides long. Lineage: Eukaryota; Metazoa; Arthropoda; Insecta; Diptera; Chironomidae. The record is from the annotation of a GenBank genome assembly.